GUUCCCAGGGCAAGCUUGGAAGAACAAUCACAGCUUAAGUUUGCUUAUUAGAAAUAACUUGAUUGAUUGUGCAAUUGGAAACACAAACAUUUGAAUUACUCUUGCUCUUGCAAAAUCAAGCAGAAGUCAAGAUGUCCAAUUUGACACUCAUAGCAGUAGGCUUGUGCCUGCUAUUACAGUUGGGUGCUUCCGCAUCAGUUUCCACCACAGCUGCUCCAUCUCCCAGGAUGGUGUGUUACUUCACCAACUGGUCUCAGUACAGACCGGACAAAGGGAAAUACAAGCCAGAGAACGUGGACCCCCAACUUUGCACCCACCUGAUCUACGCUUUCUCCAUCAUCAACUCCCGCAAUGAGCUGGUCACCUACGAGUGGAACGAUGAGGAUCUCUAUAAAUCCUUCAAUAACUUAAAGACAAAGAACCCUCAUCUUAAGACUCUGUUGGGCGUUGGAGGAUGGAACUUUGGUUCUUCCCAGUUCUCCAUCAUGGUGCAGAAUGCUGCCAACCGUCAGACAUUCAUCCAGUCCACCAUCCAUUUCCUGAGGACCCACGGUUUUGACGGUCUGGACCUGGACUGGGAGUACCCCGGGUCCCGUGGGAGCCCCCCAGAGGACAAGCAGAGGUUCACUCUGCUCUGCCGGGAGCUUGUGGCCGCCUUCGCAGCUGAGGCCAAGUCGACGGGCAAUGCCCAGCUCAUGCUGUCCGCUGCUGUGGCUGCUGGAAAGGCCACCAUUGAUGCAGGAUAUGAGAUCGAGGAGAUUGCCAAAUCUCUGGACUUCAUUAACGUGAUGACAUAUGACUUCCACGGAACCUGGGAGAGAUUCACUGGCCACAACAGCCCACUGUAUCGUGGUGCUCAGGACCAAGGAGACCUAAUCUACUUCAACAUUGAUUACGCCAUGACGUACUGGAGAGAUAAAGGCACCCCAGUGGAGAAGCUGAACAUGGGCUUUGCCACCUACGGCCGCACAUUUCGCCUGUCAUCAUCUGACACCAGAGUUGGAGCACCAGCCAAUGGCCCCGCCUCUGCCGGGCCAUACACACGUGAGGCGGGCUUCUGGGCCUAUUAUGAGAUUUGCACCUUCGUGAAGGGGGGAACAGUUGAAAAGAUUGAAGAUCAGAUGGUUCCAUAUGCCUACAAGGGAAAUGAGUGGGUUGGAUUUGACAACAGGGAGAGCUUCAAGACAAAGGUCCAGUACAUGAAGGAAAAAAAGUUUGGUGGUGCCUUUGUGUGGGCCCUGGAUCUUGAUGACUUUGCCAACCAGUUCUGCGCAGAGGGCAACAACCCCCUAAUGGGAUAUUUGCGCGAACUCCUUAACAUUGAGUUGCCUCCACUGCCCCCCACCACCACUCCAAAACCUGGCCAAAGCACCACCACACGGCCCACUACAACCUCCACCACCACCACCACCACCCAUGCGCCUGGGACCGGCUUCUGCAACGGCAAGCCCGAUGGGAUCUACGCCAACCCAGACGACAUCACCGCCUUCUACAUGUGUGCCGGUGGCAUCACACACGACAGAAAAUGUGGCACUGGCUCAGUCUUCAAUGACAGCUGCAAGUGCUGUGUGUGGCCCUGAAUGUACUGUGCGAAACUGUGUUAGCAUUGCUAAUGCUAACACCAACAAGGGUUACUAUGGUGCUAAAAACACAAAUAGGUUUUCGGGGCAGAAUGUUUCCUGCAGAUCAGAUGCAUUCAGUUGGGUCAUGCAUUUGAGCGUUGUGGAGCAGUGUAAAAGUAAUUGUUUGAAUUUUAUGUGUAACGAUUCUAGAUCAAUGCAUAAUAAAAUAAAUUCUGCUUCA
This is a messenger RNA of Esox lucius (northern pike), 1803 nucleotides long. Its product is annotated as chitotriosidase-1. Gene Ontology annotation, cellular component: extracellular region. The coding region runs from base 132 to 1580 and encodes 482 amino acids. The record is from RefSeq and is a predicted model, not a curated record. NCBI's taxonomy places the organism in Eukaryota, Metazoa, Chordata, Actinopteri, Esociformes, Esocidae. Gene Ontology annotation, biological process: carbohydrate metabolic process; chitin catabolic process. The transcript has 11 exons. Gene Ontology annotation, molecular function: chitinase activity; chitin binding.